AUGUGUAGGUGCUUUCCCACGUGGAGUCGCGGCGUCGGUGCCGCGGAAGAGGCGCGAAGAGGAGAGUCUGACGUGAAAAAGACGAAGAAAGAGCCGCGCGCGCCCUUGUUGUCUUUGAAAGAAUACAAAGAGAACAUGGAAGAGAAGAUGGCGCAGAAGCAGCGCGAGAAGGAGGCAAAACAGCGCGAGAAAGAAGAGAAGGAGCGCAAGCGCAAGAAGGAGGAAGAUGAGGCAUUGCGACGUUUAGUAGAGGUGAAUGUGACGCACGGCGCCGUUUCCGAAAACGAAGACGCAGAGACAAAAGGCGAGACGUUGGAACCGAAUAGCACGGAGACGACGACGGUGGACGAAGAACCCGCGCCAAGCGAGGUUUCGAUCGAAGUAGAAGGCGGGCAGCAGCAGGCGGAGACGAUGGACGGAGCGUCGACGGCGGAGACUGGCGAGCUCGCUCGCGACGCCGUGAGCGAAACGUCGCAGGCGGCGCCCGCGCCGGUCGAACCGCCCGUGAUGGAAGAAGAAGAUACCGACGGUGAAGCAACUUUCGCUGAGCUCGUGAUCAAACCUGAACGCCUCACGGAAGCAGACGCGGAGAUGUACAAUUACGCCGCGAGCUUCAACGGAGCAAAGGUGGUGGCGAGCGAUAAGGAUUCAAAACACGCGAGCGCCGCUUUGAAGGAAGAUAAAGAUGUUUAUUACAUUUCUCCAUGCGCUUCGGAAAAGUUUGUCACUGUUGAGCUGAGCGAGGAGGUGACGGUGACGAGCUUGGUUUUAGGAAACUUCGAGUUUCAUUCGUCUCGCGUCAAAGAUUUCGAAGUUUGGGGCACGGACGGGCACCACGCUAUUGAGGAAGGUUGGAAGAGACUGAUGAUUGGACGUGCGGAUAACACGCAAAACUAUCAAAAGUUUGCCGUGCCUUCGCCAGCGUGGGUGCGUUACGUACAAAUUCGCAUGACUGGUCAUCACGAUCAGCAACACUUUUGCACGUUGAGCCUGCUGCGCAUCCACGGUAAAGACGCCAAGGAGACGUUGAAAGAAGAGAUGGAGCGUUUGCAAGCGGAGGUGCAAGAGGUAGAGUCGUUAUUGUCAGACGAGGACGAGGACGAGGACGAGGACGAAGACGUGGAUGUUCGCGAAAGUUCUGCAGAAGUUGUGCUAGACGUUGAGGAGCAAAAUCGUGAGGAAACAAACGCGAGCGCUGUGGUGGGCGAAGAAAACGAGCGCGCGUCGACUGGUGACGACAGAGAUGUCUCUACUUCGAGCGAAACAGAUCACUCGGCAAAUGUCAACACAUCGAUCGCGGAGGGUGCACCGAGCGAAACGACGUCGAACUCUGAUGAGGAUGACAACGCCGCACAGGAGAGAGCGACGAAGAUUGAUGCGUCGACAACGUCUCGUCCAAAUGCGACCGCCGCGGGCGCGACCGCCGUGAACGCGACGAACUCGAACGCUACGGGCGUCGCGACGGCUAAACCCAAGAUGGCGACAUCGACGAAUGAACUCGCCAAGGGUGGCGGCGAUGCGAACGUGUUUCGGUUGCUGGCGCAGAAGAUCAAGGAUUUAGAGCUCAACCAAUCGCUUUUGUCGCGGUACGUGGAGUCGCUCAACGUGCGAUACGGCGAAACGUUGGAAGACUUCGGGAAAGAGAUUGACGAGAUUGAAGAAUCAGUGUCGAAUUCCACUGGCAAGCUCGACGAAGCCAGUCGCCAAGCGCGAGCGAGCUCGAAAGCGUGCGAUGACGCCGUCGCGCGCGUCAACGAUAGCUCCGAAAAGCUCGUCGCCGCAGCCGUGUCUGAGUUGGACGCGUAUCGCACGACUGUCGCGAAGCGGGACACCGUUCUCGCACUCGCGCUCGCGCUCACAGCAGGCGCGCUCGUGGCGUCGCGCAGAUCGUCUGGUGCGAUCGAACGCGUCUUGAGCGCGCUCUCAUCAUUCGCUUUGCUCGUCAUCGUCGUGGCGAACAUCGUCCUCAUAGCACAAAAUUUCUUGUUAAAGUCGAUGUAA
Ostreococcus lucimarinus CCE9901 is the source of this 2001-nucleotide messenger RNA. RefSeq lists its product with no specific name. NCBI's taxonomy places the organism in Eukaryota, Viridiplantae, Chlorophyta, Mamiellophyceae, Mamiellales, Bathycoccaceae. Gene Ontology annotation, cellular component: membrane; cytoplasm. The transcript has a single exon. Gene Ontology annotation, biological process: protein folding in endoplasmic reticulum. The coding region runs from base 1 to 2001 and encodes 666 amino acids. The record is from RefSeq and is a predicted model, not a curated record.